AGAGUACUUCCGCUGUCAAAGGGUGGUUUGUUGCCGUACUUUACUCUGAAAACUGAAAACGAAACUAGGAUCUAGAGUCUAGAUUCUAGUAUCUUGAUUAUUCUUGAUCUAGAUCGAGACGAGCUGACUACUGGACACGGGCGGGAUUCGUGACUGGAUACGGCACGGCCAUGGUUAUUACAUUUUUGACCGUGCAACAACGUCUUGUGAGAGCCAUUGGUUUGUAAAAAUGAAUGAGCAGCACCAGCUAUAGUGUGAGAGAGCCCUCGAUCAGUUUUAGGAUUCCAGUUUGAAAGAAAACGCCGUUGAGAUAAAGAAAAAAAAGCAACGACUGAAAAAUGGGGGAUGACUGUGUAGCGAAGGACACGAGCAAAAAAACGAAAGUGGAAAAUCCUAAACUAAACGAGAACCCUAGAUAUAUGACGUAUCUUCAUCCAGGAUUCAAUUUUGGCGUCUAUGAUCGCAACAAUCUCCCAGGAAUUGACCAACUUUUAACUUUUUUGGUUGAGGCCCGGGCUUAUGGAAUGCACCACAUUAGAGACGAAAAUGGGGAAAAUUUCAUCAACUGGUAUAACGUAGUGAAAGAGGGCACAUCUUUCCUCGGGGCCAUGGAGAUCGAAAUGUCCAGAGGACUGUACCACAGGUCGGUGAGGUCGUCAAACCUGGAGGUCAAGGUCUCCCUCAGGCACGUCGGACGGACGUCUAUGGUCAUGGACGCGCAGCUGUUUUUUCCAGGUGAUGCCAUGCCUGUGGUGACCCAGGUGUACCGAUUGGUUCUCAUAGACACUGCUUCGAGAAAACCCGCCGUUCUACCCAGGUGGUUCCGAGAAAGGUUUGAGGGUAAAGGAACGAUGGAAAAUGUUCCGUUUGUUGUGGAGAAGUUUGAGAGACCGGCGAGAACCUUUGUGCACUCUGUUGAGGUUUUUUGGCUGGACACGGAUUGCAACAACCACACGAACUUCACCAUCUAUCCAAAGUUUGCCUUGUACGCCUUGCACCAUGCCCUUUUUCUGAAGUCCAAGUCUUCAGGAGACAGACACAACAAGGGAGACGAAAGCAGUUUCCGAUUCUCCGAGUCCCAGCGAAAUUUGUUGGGUAGUGAUUUGUCAGCUGUUGAUGGGAUGUCUGAGGAAAUCGUUAAAUGGGGGCUGAAAAAUGUUAAAAUUAACUUUAUCAACGAGUGCAAGCAAGGAGAUACUGUGCUCACUCAUAUCUGGACGCCCGACAAGGACAAGUUUCUGAUAAAGUGUUCGAUAGAGAAGCCAGACGGAACUCGUUUGUGCCAGAUUGUUCUGGAAUAUUUCGGACCAAGCUCACGUUUGUAGUAAAGGUCACCGGCAUCUAUGGUGUAGUGGUUAGGCUCUUCGCUGUUGCUAGCAGGAGACCUGAGUUCAAUUCCUGAACGAGGAAAAUAUUGCAUACAACGAACUCUUAUAUGGUCGCCUUUAAGGACAAGCGGGCUAACCCAGAUUUCGGGGGUUUCCAGAAAUCUUCACCCACACCAAAAUUAUGCUUUGCCCUGCCUAUAGGAGAAGUUUGGUUUCAUUGCUGUGUAUAUUUGUUUGACUAUAGAGAAAACUUUCCUAGUCUU
Molecule: messenger RNA, 1591 nt
Organism: Aplysia californica (California sea hare)
Lineage: Eukaryota; Metazoa; Mollusca; Gastropoda; Aplysiida; Aplysiidae
Exons: 5
Coding region: 339-1325 (328 amino acids)
Source: RefSeq, a predicted model, not a curated record